Messenger RNA from Erinaceus europaeus (western European hedgehog), 939 nucleotides. Its product is annotated as olfactory receptor 2G3-like. The transcript has a single exon. NCBI's taxonomy places the organism in Eukaryota, Metazoa, Chordata, Mammalia, Eulipotyphla, Erinaceidae. Gene Ontology annotation, cellular component: membrane. Gene Ontology annotation, molecular function: G protein-coupled receptor activity; olfactory receptor activity. Gene Ontology annotation, biological process: G protein-coupled receptor signaling pathway. The record is from RefSeq and is a predicted model, not a curated record. The coding region runs from base 1 to 939 and encodes 312 amino acids.
AUGAUGGUUAAUGAGAGUGUGGCAGAUGAUUUCAUACUGGUAGGGUUCUCUGACCAGCCUCAACUUGAGAAGAUCCUCUUUGUGGUUGUAUUAAUUUCCUACCUCCUGACACUGGUAGGCAACACAGUUAUCAUCUCGGUUUCAUGCCUGGAUCCCAUGCUCCACACACCCAUGUAUUAUUUUCUGACCAAUCUCUCCUUUGUUGACCUCUGCUUUACCACUAGCAUUGUUCCUCAACUGCUGUGGAACCUCCAUGGUCCAGCCAAGACAAUUACCCCUAUAGGGUGUGCCAUUCAACUCUAUGUAUCCCUGGCACUGGGAUCCACUGAGUGUGUUCUCCUGGCAGUCAUGGCAUUUGAUCGUUAUGCUGCUGUUUGCCGACCACUCCAUUAUUCCACAGUCAUGCACCCACAACUGUGCCAGUCUCUUGCAGGACUUGCAUGGCUGAGUGGAGUGGGAAACACCCUGAUUCAGGGCACAGUCACACUUCGACUACCUCGCUGUGGGAAUCGCAGGAUUUACCACUUCAUCUGUGAAGUACCUGCCAUGAUCAAGUUGGCCUGUGUAGACAUUCAUGCCAAUGAGGUUCAACUCUUCAUGGCAUCCUUAAUACUACUACUCCUCCCUCUGGGACUCAUCCUGAUCUCAUAUGGGUUCAUUGCCCAAGCAGUAAUGAGGAUCAGAUCAGCUCAAGCCUGGCGUAAAGCCCUUGGAACUUGUGGGUCCCACCUGCUGGUUGUAUCUCUCUUCUAUGGGACCAUCACAGCUGUCUAUAUCCAACCCAACAGCUCCUAUGCCCACAGUCAAGGAAAGUUCAUAACCCUCCUGUAUACUGUAGUAACUCCCACCCUCAACCCUCUCAUUUACACUCUGAGAAACAAAGAUGUAAAGGGGGCUUUGAAAAGGCUGAUACGGAAAGAUCAGAGCAAAGCAGAGUGA